Messenger RNA from Salvelinus namaycush (lake trout), 1072 nucleotides. RefSeq names its product dachshund homolog 2-like. The transcript has 5 exons. Bases 238 to 753 code for a protein of 171 amino acids. Lineage: Eukaryota; Metazoa; Chordata; Actinopteri; Salmoniformes; Salmonidae. The record is from RefSeq and is a predicted model, not a curated record.
GGAGGUAAAAGAGGAGGAGUCAAUGCUUUCAUAGACUCGCGAUGCCAUGACUCCAAAAUCACAUCGUUGUCACGCCCUUUGACUUCCUCUCACUUUUCUCAUCCUUCCAUCUUUUAUCUGUCCGUCUCUCCUCCCUCCUUGGUCAAGAGGAGGAAGGUCAAUUCAUCCCCUUAUACAUAGUGCUUGUACACAAAUCAUUACUAAUCUCUUACAGAAGACUCCUCAUCGGCUCUUCCCAUGGUAAAGCCGUCAUUUGAUAGGCUGUCCUCAGGCCAGGCCCUGCCCCCUGGCUUCCCUGCUCCGUUCCUAUUCGCUGACGGCAUUUCCUCUGUUGAGACUCUACUCACCAACAUACAGGGCCUUCUGAAGGUGGCUGUAGAGAAUACCCGUGUCCAGGACACUCAGAUCCAGGCUGAGAAGAGAGAACUGAAGAUGGAGCUGUACCGAGAGAGAGAGAUGAGAGAGAGUCUGGAGAGGCAACUCACCACCGAACUACAGAGCAGAGCCUCUAUCCAGAAGCGCUUGAAGAAAGAGAAAAGAUUGAAGAGGAAACUACAGGAAGUGUUGUCGUUUGAGUCCAAGAGGAGGGAGAGAGUUGAGGAUGCUCUCAAACACUGUUCCUCUCUCUCUCCUCCCAGCUGCAGCAACGAUAUUGAGGAACCAGAAGAGGAACCUGAACUGAAUGGUAACCAGCAUGACAAUCCUACAGUCCAAGAAUCCUGUUCGUUCCUGAAGACCCCGCUACCGUUCUAAUUACAUCGCUGCGAGCUCAUCACGGAACACCCGGCCUGUUGCCACGACAGCCUGGAAAGGGAACAACUCUCCUGUUUGGAUUGACUGAAAGGAGAGGGGAGGGACGUUUAAAAGAAAUGAACUGAUUAACUAAAAAGGUGGUCAGACUGCGUCAGAAUGUUCCGUCGUUAGUUCAUUCUGUCGUUUAUUCAUCCCUCUGUAUUUGGACUGAUGGAAAUACCUUUUAUGUUCUUAUCUCUCUCUCUCUCUCUCUCUCUCUCUCUCUCUCUCUCUCUCUCUGUCUCUCUCUCAUUCUGUCUCUCUCUCUCUUUCCAUCUCU